Messenger RNA from Triticum turgidum subsp. durum (durum wheat), 2841 nucleotides. The record is from the annotation of a GenBank genome assembly. NCBI's taxonomy places the organism in Eukaryota, Viridiplantae, Streptophyta, Magnoliopsida, Poales, Poaceae.
AUGAGUCUUCCUAAAUUGGAGAUAUUUGUGAAAGAUGUUGAUGAAGCGAGAGAGGAGAUAUUUCGAGUUCUUCCGAUGAUGGACCGCAGUGUAAGGAUCAUCUAUUUUGAUGGUUGGGGUGGAUUUGGGGUGUCGGCAGUUCUGCGAUCUAUAGCGAAAGUGCUUCCGUCUGUGAGAACCGCUCCAGAACUAUGCUUUGACAGAAUAAUUCAUAUAGACUGCUCAGAGUGGAAAAGUGAAAGAACAAUGCAGACAUUAAUUGCAGAGGAGCUGAAACUUGACCACUCGGUGAUAUCCAUUCUAGACAAGCAAGAUGAAGAUGAUGAUUUUAGUGGAGUUGAUGAAAGUUCAAGGGAUAGAAUAGAAAGAGUUGGGCUAAUGAUUAAUCAGGCCCUGAGGGGCAGCAAAUUUAUGAUGAUUUUUCUUAAUGGAAGUGAUGUUGAGUUUGACAUAGGAGCCUUUGGUCCCCCAUUUGCAAGAUUUAGUGACAACAUGAUGAUAUGGGCCUUCAAAAAAAGAUUCCUGACCAUGAAUCACCAGCAUGAUGAGAUAGCAGACAAGCUAAGAUACACUCAUGCUUAUAUCCACCCUGCGAUCAUACCACUAACAAGUUCAGUGUUUCAAGCAAUACUACAUGAAGAGGCUGCUGCCAUAGUUGCUCGUAGUCCAUGUAUUGUGGACAUCGACCCAACAAUGGUUGCAGAUUGUUGUCUGUAUGAGUUAUUCCUGCAUUGUAACUUCCACACCUUUCACUGGGUUGCUCAUGCUUCCAACUGUUGUAUGUGCGAUGGGAUUAUACAAGGGGACAGAGCAAGGGCUAUUAGUGUUGAGUUGCAUGGAAAGUUAAAUUGGGAGUGUGAUGCUCCUUUGGCUAGAAAGUUCUUGAAACGUAUGAAGCCUCCUUUUCUGAUACUUGAAGAUGGCGAUGUCUAUGAACAAGGGCCAUACUGCUGGAUAUCAGUCACAUCGAUGAAUAUGAAAUUACAUGGUUUGCAAACUAUACCUGCAGCGGCAUCAUCUUUCUUCUUGGCAUUUGAAAGACCGGAUUGCCCAUUACCGUUACCAAGUGGCUUGUUUGAGCAUUCCAACAACCUUGGUGUGUUAGUUCUCUGUUUUUGUGCCUUCAGUUUUGCGGCACCUCCUUUCCUCAAAAGCAGCCGCCUAAGAUUCCUUGGACUGGAUCAUUGUAUAGAUGACCAAUUUGGUGACGGAGAGGAUCAUACAGAGUGGGCAUGUUUGUAUAGCCUCUGGGUGUUAGACCUUCGUUACACAGACUGGAAUGAAAUAUUAUCUGAAGAAAAGAUGGAUCUCAUGGCUAAUAUCAAAGAGCUCAAUAUAGAGGGAACAAGGUGUUGGCAGUACACCGCUGACUUGCAAGGGCGGCUACCUAACCUUCAAAGGCUCCGAAUAAUCAAACCAACAUAUCAGUGGGAGACAUCCAGGGAUGUUGGUAACUCCUUUAUGGAUAAGACAAGGAUAGAGAUACUUGAUUUAUCAGGUAACACCGAGAUGGAAGUUUUGCCGACAAGCCUAUCAAAGGCGAGUGGACCUCGAGUGCUUGUACUUGACGGUUGUGAUGGGGUGGAAAACAUUGAUGGCACUGGUGGGCUUCCUUCGUCCAUUGAGUCCUUCAGCUUUGAUGGUUAUGGCCCAGCUUUCGAAUGGACACCAAGCAUUGAAUUACCUUUCAAACAUUUUUGUCCACCUACGACAACAGAAACAAAUAAUAGGGAUAUCAAAGUCUCCAAGAUCUCCUUAGCAGGGUGUAAACAGUUGAAAAUUUUGUUCCUGCGUGGGCUACCCAACCUCUUGGAGUUGGACCUCUCUGGAACUGCGAUCAAGAUACUAGACUUCGAAACUAUGGUGGUGCAAGUCCCAGGGCUCAAGCGGCUAUUUCUUAUUGGAUGUGAGCACCUUCGUGCAAUAAAUUUUCCAGGCAAGAGUGACUUUGAGAGAAAUCUGGACCUGGAGUUGCUGUACAUAGACACACGAACUGGAGCUACGUGUCAUCGGUCAACUAUUGAAGAGAACAAUUCCUCCCAGUUGCAGGUGAAUGCUAUAAUAGCCGAUGCAAGGCUAGUCCGGUCAUUGCACUCUUUAAUAUAUUAUGGUAUGAAUAGCCCCAGAGAUGUUUGUUUUGAUAUCCAAGUCACCUCCUCACCUGUGUCUGUUGGGCCUGUUCAACCGGAAGCACCAUGCAGUGAUAAGAUUGGUCAUUCUGAAGAAGAGAGCCUGAAUCAGCUUGUUCCAGCACACCGAUACAGCGAUGUCAGUAGCAUGAUUGGUGAUGCCUCACUCCCAAUGCAGGCUUUCCCGCCUCCGCCUAUGAAGUUGGAUCGGCAUGUCGAGAUCGCUGAAGGGAGUGAUUUCUUGGAGAGCGAGUUGGACAAAUAUGGAGGUCUAGGUGGCCUGAUGGAUUUAUACGCUGAAUCGGUGCACGUGCAUGAUGUCCCGGUAUGUGCUAUUGUGACUCCUCCAUUUUGGGGGAACAAGCUUAGGCACUUCUGCGUUGAGAGGUGCUCCAAGGUGGAUGCGGUCUUCCAAACGAGCCAGGACGGAUUGCUGGAGCUAGAGACUUUGUGGGUGUCGCAUCUCCUAAUGGCCCGUUGGAUCUGCAGUAAAGGUUACCACUUCACCGAUGGUACUUUCAGAAGUUUGCAGCACCUACAUGUGCGCUCCUGCCCCAGCCUCCAGUUUGUGCUCCCGGUGUGGUUCCCCUCCUUCCCUAGCUUGAAGACACUAUACAUUAUCCACUGCAGCAACCUCAAGCACAACUUCACACUGGACAAUGAGCACCCAGAAGAAAUAGCCGUCCAGGGUGUACUAUAUUCCCAAAGCUGA